AUGUUUUAGGCUUGGAUUCUGUUUGUGUGCUCUAAGAUUGGUGCCACAAAUAAGAUUCCAUAAGUAGCGAAGUUGGUGCCCAGAGGUACUCAAAAUGUCGUGCGCCAUUAUCAAGUCUCAUCUUAGUCUUCUCUAUCUCAGGGAAUAUCGAUCAAACACAACCAUUCUUUCUUCAUAUGUUUUAGAUUUAAGUCGUCGAACAGAUUUGGGCGUCUGGAUGCGUUCCAAGCUUGACUUGUCCUUCUGCAGGGAAGAGAAGAUGAUAGUCUUGAACUCUAGAAUAAAAUGUCUAAUGCCGGCAUAAGUUUAUUCAUUGAAACUAAUACUGACUGUAAUGCUGCAGGAUCAGCAACUUGGGAUAAUGCGGGACAUCAUGUGACUUUUUCAAUUUACGGUCCAGACGAAGCUAAAAUUAAUGAGGAACUUACACAUCGUGCUGUUGUUGAUAUUACGGUUACUCCUAGAGCUGGUUUAAGAACUUCUAAAGAAGUUGAACUAGAAGUUUAUCUUAACCAGCUUAUUGAACGUCUAAUUGAUACCAAAGAGUUUCCGCGUUCCAAGUUUGUAGGACGACUGUUUAUUGUCACUGGUCACACUAAUGACCCGAGAACAGUGGCAGCAGCUAUAAAUGCAAUUUCACUUGCCCUCUUAUUAUCAGGUCUACCAUUACGAGCAACAAUAGCAGCGGUAUGUCAUACAAUUCACAAUGCAAGUAAGCAUAAGUAUACUAUUUCGCCCUUUAUUAUGAUACUGUUAAGAAUGAACAUAAUAAUAUUAUUGAUGCAACUACAUAAGAGAGAGCCGUUGUUUCAGGAAACUGGUUUUAACCAUACAGGGAUGGUUGAAGGCAAGAGGAAAAUUUAAGCUAUGGCUUUAUUAGAACCAGCGACCCGAUGCUUCACAAACUGACCUACAAUACCUGGCCACUAACCACCUCUUAAUUUGACUUUUAUGAUCGAGAGUUGUGCCCAGUUGUUGCGAGUGUGUUUCUUUUUGUAUUGUAUAUUGUUUUCUGCACACAGAUCAGGCUUGAAUUGCUAGUGCUUCUGGUGUACACAACUGUCGAAAGCGUACUCCUUUUGAACUAUUCCGUUUGACUCAGUAAAUGAUGCUGAUGGAGGACUCUGAUGGAGCCAGAUGUCCAGAGUUGACCAAAUUUUCAAGGACUGAACUGUUUUUUUAAUAAGUAGCACUUCAUAUUUACUUUUUAUGGUAAGAAGAAUAGGUUAGAUUGCUUAUUUAGUGGAGCUGAAUGUGCUGAUGUGGCAACUUGAACUGUUACACUGAAUCCCAAGUUUCACUUUAUUGUUGACUAACUGAUUCAUUGAUGCAGGUAGGUAGGGUUAAGGAACAUUUGGUCGUGUUUACAACCACACUCAGUAAGCUCCAGGAUGGUUUCGUAAUCUCUAAUAAACUUAUGUAGUCUAUACUUUAGUACGAAAGCCUAGAUGUUGUUGUUGAAUCGAACUGAAACGCCCUCAGCCACCUUGUGCACAUCCGUGCAGCAGGCACUGAGCCACACCUGUGUGAGGGCCAUUGAUGGUACUACCUGGCUGCCCACACCUCGGUAGGUGGGGCGGGGUUCGAACUCCACGACUCACUGGUUGAUAGUCAUCCCUCUAAACCACUGAGCCACAGCUCUAUUAUUGCUGAAUCAUAAAUGACCAAUCAAGUGGUCAGUGAAUAAAUCUUCGAUUGUAGAAUAAUCUGAGGAAACAUGUAUGCUUGAUGAUUGGCAAUAAGUAUGAAAUCAGGCUCUGACCACGAUGAAGAGCGAAAGCGGCUUAGACUUAGAUGACUGUUAGUCUUGCUGACGAAGGCUAACAGUAGUAUUAGGUAACACUCGACAAUUAUCCAGGCUUGUUGAGGAAAUCGGUACGAAGAAGGUGAUGGUUGGUGAAACCAUCCAUGAAGAAACUGGGUUCGUGAUUACCUCUCAAGACUAGUGGCUAGAAUGUUGGACGGAACAUUUUCAUGAACACUUCAGGUAGUCUAUAGUCACGACUUGUUUGGCUGGCAUCCUGAUCAAACCGGAGUGAGACGUAGAUGUCGACUCUUAAACUCACUUCAAAGGUGAUAAGACUAUUUUAAAUCUAAAACGAUGCAAAGCAGCAUAUCCUGAUGGUUUGCUACCUUAAGUCUUUAAAGAAGAAACUGAAAAAAUUACUGAAUGCCGUAAUGAAAGUGCUAAGUAGUUUAUAGGAAUCAAGAUUCCCCGCCAGACUGGUCCGGAGCGUCAUUACAUCAUCUCUGGCCCAGCCAAGAUGAAUGAUACCCAUCUAGGGACGAGUAUACUAUGAUGCGGUUCGUCCUGCCUUAUCACAUGGCUGUUUAAAAUGAGCGUCCAAAGUAGAAGAUAGGAAGAAAUUAAGGGUUCUAGACUAGAGGUGUUUUUGUAAGACUGGCUUUAUUAUGAUAAAGCCAUCAUGCAAGCAAUGUUGAGAUUGAGUGUAGAAUACUAGGCAAAAAUGGCACUUCAGUUGGCGGUGUGGACCGUCAGUAAUUGACAGUACUUGGACGUGUGUUGUGCAUGUCAAGGCACCACCUACUUCGACGUGCGAUGAUAGCUGGUGAGAGUUUCGGUUAAAAGAACGCCGAGUUGUCAAUCUAGGACAUGACACAAGUCCAUGAAUUAACUCUUUAACUGUUGAUUCCAUGUCAGUUUGAUUUUUGGUUAUUUCUCAGUGAAAGUAUUAUCUACCGGAUAACAUUUCAGACACAAUUCAUUGUUGUUCAUAUUCCUAUGUAAAGUAACUCUGCAUCUUCUUACACCCUGACUUUUUAUAGUUCUAUUUCUCCUCCUGAUCCUUCAUUUGUCAUAUAAAUGGUAGAAUUUUGCAAAUAUCUGGAACAGGUGCUGAGUCAUUUUUGUCAAAUGUUGAUUCGAUAGGCGAAGCUCCAGUUAUCAAUCCCCUUCCUUCUGUUUAUAAGGUAGUUUUAAGAACCAUAAAUCUAUUCCAUCCUACUCAGUGAUUGUUUGUAAUGCUAUAGCUGAGUUUUUCUCCUCUUUUAUUAUCUUAAUAGGGUCUCUCAGUCUAGAUUUCGCCAAGUUUUUGCUGUGGUAUUCUAUUUUAACCCUGGUUGACCAUUUGGAUCUACGUAACACCACGCAAUCGUUCAGGGGAAUUCGAUGAAACAAAUUUUGUAGAAUGAGCUGUAUAGGAAAUCCCUUAAUCUACAAAACUUGUUCCUUAUUAGAUUUUUAAGUGCCGCCGAAAUCCCUGCCCCAUUAAGAAUCACGUCAAGUACUAACACGUCUAGCCGAACACCAAAAAAUUCCUAUGAUCUAGAAAAACUUGAAAAAAGCUCUGCUAUCAUAACUCAUGCCCUAUAUUCAGGUCAUAAAAUAUCAUUCGAACAGACAAAAGUUCUGCAAAAGGGUUUUCUCUCUCACAAAGAGCGGACCAUUGCAAAAGCUUUGCACAUCUGCUCAUAUCCUUCUUCGGUCAACAGAAAAGAUGGGUUAGACAUUCCACUAAUAUGGCAAACAUUAAUGACUCGCCUAGGCAGUUAUAAAUAUUAUCUGAAGAGAAAGUAGAUUGUCUAGCCCUAUUACAUACACCUUAUUGAUAUACUAUUUUCAUCAAUUUUACACAACUCUCUGCGUCACAUACAUUCGAUGAACCAUAACAACUUGAAAUAUUUCCAAAUCUCCACAACCCCCUCAAAAUAUAAUCCAUUUCGUUAUUACUCAUACUUCAAGUGUUAUCAAAAGUACAUUUAUGGUUAUUAUUAUUAUUUAUUUAAGAUAUAUUGUCUCAUCUUCAAAUAUUCAUCCUUCCAAACUAGUAAUCUAUUCUUUCUCACCCUUGAUGUCUCACAACCCGAUUGUACUUUUCAUAGACGAACUAAAAAAUUUACCCACCGUAUUUUUUUGUCCCACCUUACUGGCACAACGGAAAAACCUCUCUGACCGAGUUGCUUAUUCACUCACCUGUAUUACAUUGAUGUUUGCUCCAUAUCACUAUGUAAUUGGAUGAUUGUAAAGGUCCCAACUUUGUGUACCAAAACUUGAAUAUUAACCUGAAAACUUAAUGUUAGAAUCAUACUCUUGAAAAGGAUCUUCCUACCAAGAUGGAAACGUUGAGGAAUAAUACAAAAUAUUUGUUUAUUUUGUUAUUUGUUCUAAUAUACUACGCCGGGAUUACACAAGUAAAAAUACAUCCUAUACAAUGAAUCCUGUAUGAGUCUCCUGACACCUUCCAUAUAUGGUGGUGACGCCGUAAACGCUUUUACUGAUAACAUAGAAUGACCUUAAGUUGAAGCAUCAAUUCGAAGGCUCGUUCGGCAUUUGCUAACCUGUGUCGUCUGUCGCAUCGACUGGCGAGAUAUCAGACUACCUAUCAAAAGACGAGUAUACUGCACUGCAGUCUAUUCUGUCCUGUUAUACGACUGGGUUUAAGGGUAGAAGACAUGAAACAUUUAGAGGAUUUUGUUCACAGAUGUCUCUGUAGCAUUCCUCGCGUUUGGUGGAAUCACCCUGUGAGGAAUGUUGAGGUCAGAAAGAAACUAGGCAAGUCGAUUAUUGAGAUUGUGCAUCUUCACCGACUAAGAGAUGGCUUGUGCAUGUACUGCGCAUGCUGAGUAGCCGCCUGCCUCAAUGAACCAUGCUAGGGGAAGUUAAAAGAGGAUUCAGGGUGGCCAGAAUACGACCUGGCGCCAGCCCACAAAGUUUCGAAUUGUUGUUCUAAAUCGCGUCGAGCGAUGUAGACUGCCUAAUUGGGGUUCCCGAGACGAUGGUUAAGGACUGUUGGUGACAGGGCUGAAAAUCGGUCUCAGUGGUGCAGAUAUAUUCACUUUUUGACGCUCUCUAAAGCAUAAUUAUUGCACUAACAGUUAUUUUCGGAUUGUUAAUCCUUGUUUUUUGUGUACUAUAUAGGAUUGUGGCAACUUAAAGCAAUGGACUUAUGUGCUAGUUUAUAUGUUGGUUUUGUUUGACAUUUAUACCUUUCCUUUGUUUUAGUGAUCACAUUCGCGGUGGAUGUCACUCAUCCAAAGUUGUGCAUGAAGAAGAAAAGUACCAAUGAACCUAGUAUUUUUGCUGUCUAUACUGGUCAGACACCUUGUACAAGAACUGAAAAAAACAAUGGAACCUCACUUCACAUACCAGUUCGAAAUUUCUUAGAAGCAAUACAAAUUCCAGAUUCACUAAACGACGAUCCUGAGUCUUCAAGGUUUUCCACUGGUGAAGGACUCUAUGAACAAGCUGUCAGUUUGCUUGAUGCAAUGGUAUCACAAAUUGUUUCCAGUGUACAUAUAUAAUAAAUGACUAUUUUUUUCAUUUAUUGACUUCAGUGUUUAUUUACACAUAUCUUGUCCCUACCGAUAGCUACUACGUUGACAUGGUGAUCGAGCUUGCAUGUCACAAUAACCCAACGAGCUAUGUUGAUGGAAGAUUUUUUCCCUCGAGGUCCUACCAUCCUAGAAAGGUCUGUUGGAUAGUAGUAAGACGAAAAGCAGUUACCACUUUAGUGUAAAUUACUACGCUAUGAUGGGAUCUGAGGGCGAAGUUGUACUGCUGCUAGUUGGAUGAAGUGUGACAGCGGUAAGGUGUUGCCCUUGGAUGACCAGCAUUGCAAUGCUGAUGCCACCUUUCAAACGGAAAGUAGAGUUAGAAAAAAUUACACACCCCAUCUCUUCGCGGUGUGCCGAUGCAUGCAACAGCAGUUUCUAGUUGGAUUCAAAAGCAAACACCGAAAUUGCCAAAAGGUUAUGUGUGACCGGCCUGAAGCAGAUGUCACAUGAACUCUGCGGUCACACACUAUCUGUUCUUUUUCAAGUACCCUUGAAAAAAAAUAGCAUUUCACGGUGUGGACAACUAGGAAGUAUCAACUGUCCUCACGCUUCCAGUAGUAUUCGAGACCCAAUCAAACAUAACCUAAACUCUGUCUACUCCUUUGCCUUCACCUCCUGAAAUUAGUAUUAAACUCUUCCAACCUUUCACUCUGCAACCAUUGCCGGCGAUCAAAGCCAUGGAAACUUCAUUCCUAGUCUUCUAAGACCCCGUCAUCGAUUUUAUGUGGGAACUCUCAACGUCCGAACUCUAUACCAAACCGGACAGCAAGCAUCGCCAGAAC
Molecule: messenger RNA, 6077 nt
Organism: Heterobilharzia americana
Lineage: Eukaryota; Metazoa; Platyhelminthes; Trematoda; Strigeidida; Schistosomatidae
Source: the annotation of a GenBank genome assembly